AUGCGCACGCUCAGUUUUCUCCUCGCCUUCUCGCUGGUAAGCGGCAACGACCUGAACGACUGCCGCUGUGCUUGGCUUGGACUCGACAAGGCGCAGCGCCUCGCCAUCUACCAGGGGCAGCCGCCGGAACAGCCAUCAAACGGCGCCACAGUACCAGCGGCUUGGGCCUGCUUCCAGAACCGCAUCUAUCAAGAAGGGUGGUCCUACCUGGAAGUGGAGACGAACCCCAGUGUCGAAGACGGCAUCCAGGCAUACGCCGCCGGUGCUCUCGAGGCACAUUUGACUCGUCAGCUUAUGGACAAUCACUGGUUGAACAUGUUCGGCGGGUACUGCCGCGGCAACAGCCUUUAUUGCAGCCGUCUUCGCCAGUUCUUCGACGCCAACAUCGGUUUCUCUCAGGGAAUGCAGAACUUACACCGAGAGACGGACUCCUACUGGCGCAUG
This is a messenger RNA of Dermacentor silvarum, 444 nucleotides long. Its product is annotated as putative phospholipase B-like 2. Gene Ontology annotation, molecular function: glycerophospholipase activity. The record is from RefSeq and is a predicted model, not a curated record. The annotation marks the transcript as partial. Lineage: Eukaryota; Metazoa; Arthropoda; Arachnida; Ixodida; Ixodidae. Gene Ontology annotation, cellular component: extracellular region. The transcript has 2 exons. Gene Ontology annotation, biological process: phospholipid catabolic process.